UGCCUUGAUCUAGACAUGGCCAAGAGCAGUUUGUGUGUGGCGCCUCUAAUCUGCCAGUUUUUGGGCCUGCAGGCCGCCUUACUGGACACUUUGGUGGAUCAAAGCAAUAUAUAUUACCUAAGAGCAUCGGCCACCGAGGAACUGCUGCUGAGUAAAGUAGAACAAGUGGAGAGGCUGGACUCGGUCAAGUUGAUUGUUCAUGGUUAUUUGGGAUCAAGGACUCAUGGUUCUAUAAUGCCACUGAGAAAUGCCUAUACCGCCCAGGGCUAUGAAAAUAUCAUGGUGGCCGAUUGGGGGCCUGUGGCCAACCUGGAUUACCCCACCUCUCGGUUGGCGGUUAAGAAAGUUGGUCGCAUGUUGGCCAAAAUACUGGAGGAGUUCCUGCAACGCCAUGGCAUCUCCACGGAUGUAGUUCAUGUCAUAGGACACAGUCUGGGUGCCCAUAUAGCCGGACGCAUUGGUCGCUAUUUUAAUGGAACUCUUGGCAGGGUCACGGGUUUGGAUCCCGCUCUGCCCCUUUUCUCGAGUCGCUCUGAUGACAGCCUCCACUCGAAUGCCGCUCAAUUUGUGGAUGUCAUACACACGGAUUACCCUUUGUUUGGGGAUCUGCGACCUCGAGGCGCUGUGGAUUUUUAUCCCAAUUUUGGACAGACUCCACAGCCGGGCUGCGAGGAUGUGGAUUUGAUAGCUGCCAGUAAGCUCCUUCAUGAGGCUUACAGUUGCAGUCACAAUCGCGCUGUUAUGUUUUAUGCAGAGUCUAUAGGCAUGCCCAGGAAUUUUCCAGCCAUUUCGUGCAGCUUUCAGGCCAUUAAAAGUCGGCGUGUUGAGAGUUGUUUGAAGGAUAAUACGGAAAUUAUAGAAGAAGAUCGGUUUAUAUAUAUGGGCGAGCAUGUGAAUCGCAGCGCCACCUUGUAUUUUUAUUUGGCAACUAAUGGAGCACCACCUUACGGCCAGGGCAGGAACUCUAAGUUCCUAAGUUGAAUUCUUG
Molecule: messenger RNA, 988 nt
Organism: Drosophila kikkawai
Lineage: Eukaryota; Metazoa; Arthropoda; Insecta; Diptera; Drosophilidae
Product: lipase member H-A
Biological process (GO): lipid catabolic process
Molecular function (GO): lipase activity
Source: RefSeq, a predicted model, not a curated record